This is a messenger RNA of Centropristis striata (black sea bass), 1927 nucleotides long. Its product is annotated as 15-hydroxyprostaglandin dehydrogenase [NAD(+)]-like. The record is from RefSeq and is a predicted model, not a curated record. Gene Ontology annotation, molecular function: oxidoreductase activity, acting on the CH-OH group of donors, NAD or NADP as acceptor. The transcript has 7 exons. The coding region runs from base 555 to 1328 and encodes 257 amino acids. Lineage: Eukaryota; Metazoa; Chordata; Actinopteri; Perciformes; Serranidae. Gene Ontology annotation, cellular component: cytoplasm.
GCAUAGCGCCCACAUAAAUUGAAUUAUGUGAUUUGUGAAGAUGUUAUUGACAUAUAGCCUACUUGGCAACAGGGAUAUGCCAAAUUGAAAAGGGCGUCUCAUUGAAGCAGAAAUAGUAUUUGAUUGUGUUCAGUAUACACUUACAUGUGACGUCCAUGUACACUGAUUGAAUUGCAAGUUUUCUGUAAAAUUGUAAAAUUAUUGACGGAUGCACAUGUAUGAUGGGCAUGGCUGGCUGUUUGUUAGUCCUCAACCAAAUUGCUCCCCCCGAAAACAACACUUUUCUCUUCUCAAUCAACUUUUGAUGAAAAACAUAUUGAACUGUAUUAGACCCUCUUGCUGUAAGACCUACCCCUCACCCUCCAAAACACGCCUACAUUCAGUUUCAAACUGUAAAAUCUGUGUUAUGUCCUCAUUUUCCGCAUGUUUCGACGCUAUCCGGGCGAUGGGCGGUGUGACUUUGGAAGCAUUCACUUCUCUGGAUACAUCACUUUGAUAUUUCCUGCAGGGAUCCUACAGCUGAGCGCUGCUUGUCUUCUAACUGAACAUCUGAAAUGGCAUUAAAUGGUAAAACCGCAGUGGUGACUGGAGCAGCGAUGGGGAUAGGAAAAGCAAUGACGGAAAUACUCCUGAAAAACGGUGCCAAGGUAGUCCUCUUGGAUGUGAAUGAAACUGCAGGAAAGAAUUUAAAAGAAGCCCUCGAUAAAGAAUAUGAACAGGAGAGGACUUUGUUCCUCAACUGUAAUGUUGAAUCAGAGGAGCAGUUUAAAGCUGCCUUGCAGAAAAGCACUGAAUCAUUCGGAGGAAUAGACAUCCUGUGCAACAACGCUGGCAUCAUGAAUGAGGCCAUGUGGGAGAAAACGGUCUCCAUAAACCUUAUGGGUGUUAUCAGAGGGACUUACCUGGCUCUGGAGCACAUGAGCAAGUUGAGUGGAGGUCGGGGAGGGGUCAUCGUCAACACUGCGUCCGUUGCAGGUAUUGGUCCCCUACUAAGCUGUCCUGUCUACACAGCAACUAAGCAUGGAGUGGUCGGCUUCACUCGAGCCAUGGCGGAGGCCUCUACCGCAUCAGGUUACGGCAUACGGUUUAACGCCAUUUGCCCGAGUUUUGUCCAAACUGAGCUUUUCUCUGGUCCUCUAUCCCGAUUGGGGCAGUUCAUCCACCUGGCUCCAGCAAUCCAUGCAUUUGCAGAUAAGAUUGGGUUAUUAAAUGUGUCUGAGGUGGCCGAGGCCCUGCUGGAGCUGGUGACUGAUGAGACGAAAAAUGGACAGGCCCUGAUGGUGACCCCGAGAGGAAAAGAAUUUGUGGCUUUUCCUUCACAUUUCUAAUAGCUCUCUCUGUAAAGCAGACAAGAAUGAUUAGCUAAGAUAAUGUAGGUCGGCACAAUGUCCAUGGGAGGUCUAAACAAGAUGUUCUCAAUUUUAUGCCCUUCAUGUACAUCUCUUGUAGUAAUUUCAUGAAGCCUAUUUGUUACACUGUUACACUACUCUUGUCUAAAAGAAGAGCAUAUGAGAAAUGUAGUAUAGAUAUAUUACAGAUUUGUUAAACAUACCUUCAGAUUCUAAGAGUUAUACAUUUGUCAGAUUGAAAACGUGUCUCAUACCCUGUGGCAGACUGUUACUGCAGUUAGAGAAUUGCUCAUCUAAGCUGUAUGCAUUUGCAUCUUGUGCUGGUUUUCACGUGUUUGCCAAUCAUUUAACCCUUGUGCCUUACUUUGUAAAAAUUGCUCCGACAUCCUUAGACGACAAAAACGUUUGUGUCAAAAAAUAUAAAGAAAAGAAAAUAGGACAGAACAGAAGGCUGUUCACAUUGCAGAAAGAGGACAGGAGAGGUUGUAAAAGACCCCCAAUAUGCAUGGAACGUGUGGGCACUUGAAAGAGUGUUGUAUGAUUGAAUUCCAUUUCAUUACAAUUAAAAAAUGAUACAU